Uloborus diversus is the source of this 599-nucleotide messenger RNA. Its product is annotated as multiple C2 and transmembrane domain-containing protein 2-like. The record is from RefSeq and is a predicted model, not a curated record. The transcript is spliced from 6 exons. Gene Ontology annotation, molecular function: calcium ion binding. Gene Ontology annotation, biological process: regulation of neurotransmitter secretion. Bases 159 to 599 code for a protein of 146 amino acids. NCBI's taxonomy places the organism in Eukaryota, Metazoa, Arthropoda, Arachnida, Araneae, Uloboridae. Gene Ontology annotation, cellular component: synaptic vesicle membrane.
CUUUUAUAUAGGUUAGAAAUGGUGAAAAGAAGUGGUAUGUUUUAAAAGAUAAGAAAUUGAGGACAAGGACAAAAGGACAGAUCCUACUAGAAAUUAAUGUGUUUUACAAUCCUCUCAGAGCUAGUAUAGUAACUUUCACUCCUAAAGAAGCAAAAUAUAUGCAACAGGAACAAAAAUUCAAGAGAUCGAUAUUCGUAAAGAAUGUGAAUAGGGUAAAACUUAUGCUUUUUGGAGUCAUAGAAAUUAUUAGAUUUCUCAACAGCUGUUUUUUAUGGGAGUCGACUCUUCGCAGUAUUUCUUCAUUUGUUGUUUUCCUUGUGAUCACAUAUACCUUUGAAUUCUACAUGUUGCCAAUUGCAUUAUUAAUUCUUUAUGUCAAGAAUUAUGUCAUUUAUGCUCUUACAGGGAGGCAAAUUGCCAGUAGAGAUGAUGAAGAGAUAGAAGAAAUAGAUGAUGAUGAAGAUGAUGAUGACAAAGAAGAUAAAGGAGAAGAAAAAAAGUCGUUGAAAGAAAAGCUGCAAGCUGUGCAAGAUGCAACUGCAAUGAUUCAAAAUAUAUUAGGAGAAGUUGCUUCCUUCGGUGAAAGAUGUAAAAAGUAA